Lolium rigidum is the source of this 1732-nucleotide messenger RNA. Its product is annotated as purple acid phosphatase 2-like. Gene Ontology annotation, molecular function: metal ion binding; acid phosphatase activity. The record is from RefSeq and is a predicted model, not a curated record. The transcript has 3 exons. Lineage: Eukaryota; Viridiplantae; Streptophyta; Magnoliopsida; Poales; Poaceae. The coding region runs from base 204 to 1574 and encodes 456 amino acids.
AUUCCUCUUCUCAAUUGCCAGUCGCAAAAUCAGACGAUGCAGCUUCUGAUCACACCAAAUCGAAGAGGUCAUAGACUCAGAGGUGUAUAUAAGAGAACCCAUCCUCCUCGUUUCUUUCAUCGAUCCUCACACUCCGAAUCAUUCUAGGCUCUCCUCCCUCCUUUGUUUCUCUACUUGGUGCGGUGGGAGACUGGGAGUGUACCAUGGCGGCUCACGGGCUUCUCGGCCUCCUCGCGCUCGCCGUGCUCCUCGCCGCGGCUGACGCCGGCGUGACGAGCGCGUAUCGGCGGAAGCUGGAGGCCACCGCGGACAUGCCGCUGGACGCCGACGUCUUCCGCGUGCCGCCCGGCUACAACGCUCCGCAGCAGGUGCACAUCACGCUGGGCGACCAGACGGGCACGGCGAUGGCGGUGUCGUGGGUGACGCCCGACGAGCCGGGCAACAGCACGGUGGCCUACGGCCGCUCGCCGGAGAAGAUGGUGCUCUCGGCGCGGGCCACCCUGACGCGCUACAGCUACUACAACUACACGUCCGGGUUCAUCCACCACUGCAACCUCACCGGCCUCGAGCACGGCGUCAAGUACUACUACGCGAUGGGGUUUGGGCACACGGUGAGGACCUUCUCCUUUACCGCCCCGCCCAUGCCCGGCCCCGAUGUGCCCUUCAAGUUUGGACUCAUCGGUGACCUAGGCCAGACGUUCGACUCCAACAGCACGGUGUCGCACUACGAGGCCAACGCCGGCGACGCGGUGCUAUUCGUCGGCGACCUGUCCUACGCCGACAACUACCCGCUCCACGACAACAACCGCUGGGACACCUGGGCGCGUUUCGUCGAACGCAGCGUCGCCUACCAGCCCUGGCUCUGGGCCGCCGGCAACCACGAGCUCGACUACGCUCCAGAUAUCGGCGAGACGACGCUCUACAAGCCCUUCACGCACCGGUACCCGACGCCGUACCGUGCCGCCGGAAGCACGGAGCCCUUCUGGUACUCCGUCAAGAUCGCCUCCGCGCACAUCAUCGUGCUCGCCUCCUACUCUGCCUAUGGCAAGUACACGCCCCAGUGGCUGUGGCUCAGCCAGGAGCUUGGGCGCGUUGACAGGAAGACGACGCCGUGGCUCAUCGUGCUCCUGCACUCUCCCUGGUACAACAGCAACAACUACCAUUACAUGGAGGGGGAGACCAUGCGGGUGCAGUUUGAGCGGUGGCUCGUCAAUGCCAAGGUCGAUGUCGUCCUCGCUGGCCAUGUCCACUCCUACGAGCGUAGCCGCCGAUUCUCCAACAUUGAGUACGACAUCGUAAACGGCAAGUCCACACCGGCGCAUAACCUGGACGCGCCGGUCUACAUCAACAUAGGCGACGGAGGCAACAUCGAAGGCAUCGCUGACAACUUCACGAAGCCGAUGCCAGCAUACUCAGCAUUCAGGGAAGCGAGCUUCGGGCACGCGACACUGGAAAUCAAGAACCGAACGCAUGCUUACUAUGAGUGGCACCGUAACCACGACGGUGCAAAGGUCACCGCAGACUCUGUGUGGCUCACUAACAGAUAUUGGAUGCCUACCGACGACUCAAACUGAUCAUCUCACAUCAUUUAUCGACAUUGGACAAAAUCGUUCCUAAAAUUUCAGAUGACAAAACCUGUGUAAUCUCCUUGUUUUUUCUAUUAAUUUGUCAGGAAGAAAAAGUGUUAUUUCAGGUCACAAGAUAAAAUAGAGAGAAAAGUUUAUUUUGCCAA